CGAGCGGCGGGCAGUCACGUGACGCGACGGCUGGGGCUCCCGGCGCGGGGGACGCUGGUGGCCAAGAUGGCGGCGGAGCUGGUGGAGGCCAAAGACUUUUUUUCUUCCUACGGUUGCUCUUCUUUAGAACAUGGUGAUGAGUUUUAGAGUCUCCGAUCUCCAGAUGCUUCUUGGUUUUGUUGGCCGAAGUAAGAGCGGACUUAAACAUGAACUUGUCACCAGGGCAUUACAGCUUGUCCAGUUUGACUGCAGCCCUGAAGUCUUCAAGAAAAUUAAGGAACUCUAUGAGACUCGAUAUGCCAAGAAGAGCUCUGACCCUGUACAACCCCACCGGCCUUUGGACCCACUCUCCAUACAUUCUUCCUAUGAUCGGGGAAGCACUGUCCCCAGGACUUCUAUUUCUACUCCCAACAUUGACUAUCCUGUGCUGUAUGGGAAAUACCUAAAUGGACUUGGACGAUUACCCUCUAAAGUUGUCAAGCCAGAAGUCCGCCUGGUGAAACUGCCCUUCUUUAAUAUCUUGGAUGAAUUGCUGAAGCCAACAGAGUUAGUCCCACAGAAUAGUGAGAAGCUGCAGGAGAGCCCAUGCAUUUUUGCGUUGACGCCGAGACAAGUGGAACUGAUCAGAAACUCCAGGGAGUUGCAGCCUGGAGUGAAAUCGGUUCAAGUGGUACUAAGAAUCUGCUACACAGACACUAGCUGCCCCCAGGAAGAUCAGUACCCUCCUAACAUCGCAGUGAAAGUCAACCACAGCUACUGCUCAGUUCCGGGCUACUAUCCAUCAAAUAAACCCGGAGUGGAGCCAAAACGGCCCUGUCGUCCCAUUAAUCUCACACACCUCAUGUACCUAUCUUCAGCAACAAACCGAAUCACUGUCACCUGGGGGAAUUAUGGAAAGAGUUACUCAGUGGGUUUAUACUUAGUACGGCAGCUGACCUCAUCAGAACUCCUGCAGAGGUUGAAAACUAUCGGAAUCAAACAUCCGGAACUCUGCAAAGCACUUGUCAAAGAGAAGUUGCGCCUUGAUCCUGACAGUGAAAUUGCUACCACAGGUGUCCGAGUGUCUCUCAUCUGUCCGCUAGUAAAGAUGCGACUCUCCAUGCCUUGUCGGGCUGAGACCUGUGCCCACCUGCAGUGCUUCGAUGCAGUAUUCUACCUCCAGAUGAAUGAGAAGAAACCUACCUGGAUGUGUCCUGUGUGUGACAAACCAGCCCCCUAUGACCAGCUGAUAAUAGAUGGCCUCCUGUCCAAGAUCCUAAGUGAAUGCGAGGAUGCAGAUGAGAUCGAGUAUCUGGUGGAUGGUUCUUGGUGUCCUAUCCGAGCUGAGAAGGAGAGGAGCUGCAGCCCCCAGUGCCCAAUCCUUGUCCUUGGAUCCUCUGAUGUGAAUGGGCUGUUACCCACCCCCAAUGGGAACAGUGAAAACGGAAAGCCAAGUGCUGACGUGGUGGACCUCACACUGGACAGCUCAUCCUCAGAAGAGGAGGAGGAAGAGGAGGAGGAGGAAGAAGAAGAUGAAGAUGAAGAAGAUGGCCCCCAACCCAAACGCCGCUGCACGUAUGAAAAAGGUCUAGUCUCCGCCUGCUGACUGGGACCUGGAGCGAGCAUUGUCCUCUGGGGACAGACUUGAAUACUCUGGUGCUUACAAAACUGGGAGGGAGGCAGGUUGGUUGGGGGUGAAGGGUGUGGAGGGAGGAGGGAUUUUUCCCCACCCCCUUACCCCAUUCUUCCUCUUUAGUUUCUUUGGACUUUACAAAGUUAACAAUUAAAAACAAGCAAACAAAACACACCACACACACACACACACACACACACACACACAGAAACACACACACACAUACAGCAACAAAAUUGAGCUGCUUCCCAGUUGGAAAAAAAAAAAGACAAAUUUGAGCCUGGAGGAAGGAGUGGGGCACCCAGGCUGGUUUAUUGGGUUUCAUGGAGUCCACCUUGCAGUCAGCAUGGGAGGCAGUUGCCCAGGAAGAGACUCCCAGCCCUGGCCAGCCUUGACCUUCCUGCCUCCACCCCCCACCCCCCCUUCCCCCACCAAAUCCCAAUUGACCAUGUCUCCAUUCCAGGCCAUCUCCAAAGUUCCAUGCAUUUCUCUGUUGUUAAAUAACCAUUCCUGACUGUCUACAUGCCUUGCUGGGUCUUUGGAUGAUUGGGGAGGGAUGGGGGCGGGGAUGGGACUGUG
Dromiciops gliroides (monito del monte) is the source of this 2191-nucleotide messenger RNA. It is a transcript of the gene PIAS4, whose product is annotated as protein inhibitor of activated STAT 4. The transcript is spliced from 11 exons. Gene Ontology annotation, molecular function: SUMO ligase activity; transcription coregulator activity; zinc ion binding. Bases 131 to 1585 code for a protein of 484 amino acids. Lineage: Eukaryota; Metazoa; Chordata; Mammalia; Microbiotheria; Microbiotheriidae. Gene Ontology annotation, biological process: protein sumoylation; regulation of transcription by RNA polymerase II. The record is from RefSeq and is a predicted model, not a curated record.